AACGCACAACAACAACAACAACAAGCAUCACUCUCCUCCAAGCUAAUAAAAAGAUCAUUAAGUUAAUUAACUUCACCAUUGAAAACAAAAAACGCAUCACUCUCUUCAUCUUCUUGUUCCUCUUCUCCUCCCUCCUCCUGCAACUACCCAAAAACACAAGACAAAAUGACAACAAAACCCAACAAUCUCUUAACAACAAAACCAUCACCUUUAACAACAAUGGUAGUAUUCUUAAUCCUAUGCAUUCUUGGUUUCUACGCCUUCCAUUUCCCACACACACCCCCACAUUCAAACAACACCUCCACCUUCCAAAACCUCUUCCUCUCAUCUUCUUCCAACUCCACCAUCUCCUCCUACCUCCGCACCCUCACCAUGCACCCUCACCUCGCCGGAACUAAACCCAACUCCGACACCGCUAACUUUGUUCUCAACCACUUCAUUUCCUUAAACCUUAAAACCCACACAACAUCUUACAACGUUCUUCUCUCUUAUCCAUUACACUCUUCACUCUCCAUGCACUUUAACGAUGGUUCAUCUUCCAACCUUGGAUUAACCGAACCGGGUUCAUCUGGUUCAGACAUGGUUCAUGCCUACCAUGCUUAUUCACCAUCCGGUUCAGUUUAUGCUAAGGCGGUGUUUGUGAACUACGGAAGAGAUAGAGACUACCGUGCAGUUGGCGUAAGCAUUAAGGGAUGUAUAGUGAUAGUAAGAAAAGGUGGUGGUUUAGGGAGGAACACGGUGGUUGAAAAGGCUGAGGAAAACGGUGCUGUAGCGGUUCUAGUUUAUAAUGAUGAGAAUGACACGUGGCGUAAUGGGUUUGAGAGAGGUCACGUGAUGAAAGGUGUAGGGGACCCACUUAGUCCUGGUUGGGGUAGUGUUGAAGGUAGUGAGAAGUUGAGUUUGGAUGAUAAUGAAGUUUUGAAAAGGUUCCCUAAAAUUCCAUCUAUGCCACUCUCUGCUCAUGUUGCUGAUGCUGUUUUGUCUUCACUUGGUGUUACUCCACUUCCCUUAGAAUGGAGGACUACCCUCAGAGCUAAGGGUAUUAACCAUGUUGGUCCUGGUCCCACUAUGCUCAAUUUUACCUACUUGGGUGAAAAGAAAAUGGCCACCAUUCAAAAUGUUUUUGCUGUCAUAAAAGGAUCAGAAGAACCUGAUCGCCAUGUUCUUCUUGGGAACCAUAGAGAUGCAUGGACUUAUGGUGCUGUUGAUCCAAGCAGUGGGACAGCUGCCCUACUUGACAUUGCUCGUCGAUACUCUAUUCUACUGCAUUCAGGGUGGAAGCCAAGGAGGACAAUCGUUCUCUGCAGUUGGGAUGCCGAGGAAUUUGGCAUGAUAGGAUCAACUGAAUGGGUUGAACAAAACCUUAUCAAUCUGGGUUCCAAAGCUGUAGCAUACCUUAAUGUGGACUGUGCUGUUCAAGGCCCUGGUUUCUUUGUUGGCUCAACUCCUCAGCUAGACAGUCUUAUUCUGGAGAUCACGAAAAAGGUCAAGGAUCCUGAUUCUAAGGGUGUAUCAGUAUACGCGUCAUGGGCUGCUGCCAAUGGAGGCAAUAAUAUUCAAAGGCUUGGUAGAGUUGAUUCCGAUUUUGCUCCUUUUGUGCAACAUGCCGGUGUUCCAUCCAUUGAUAUUUAUUAUGGAAAAGAUUUUCCUGUCUAUCACACUGCUUUCGAUUCCUAUAACUGGAUGGCAGAGUAUGCAGAUCCAUUCUUCCAGCGUCAUGUUGCUGUUACUGGAAUUUGGGGCCUUCUAGCCCUUCGCCUGGCCGAUGAUUCCAUUCUUCCUUUCAAUUACCUAUCAUACGCAAAUGAGUUACGGUUGUAUCGGGACAAAUUGAGUAACAUGUUAGACCAUAAAAUGUCUCUGCAUCCGUUGACAACAUCAAUCCAAGAAUUUGCGUGUGCUGCCAAAGAAGUUGAUGAUGAAUUAAAGGAACUUAAAUUGGUAGAAACUUCAGGUCAAUUUGUGGAUAUGAAAAGACGAGCUAUGAAUGACAGAUUAAUGCUUGCUGAAAAAGGCUUCCUAGAUGGAGAUGGACUUAAGGGAAAGCAGUGGUUCAAGCAUCUUGUUUUUGGGCCUCCCAACGACGCAGAGAAAUUGGAUUUUUUUCCUGGUAUUGCGGAUUCUAUGACUAGGUCAACUGGCACAAGUGAAAGAGAAAGGCUAGCAGAAAUUCAACGUGAGAUCUGGAGGGUUACAAGAGCCAUUCAAAGAGCUACUUUUGCAUUGAGAGGAGAAUUUACCUAAACACUAAAAUAUAAAAACUGAUCAAGAGUAGAUGGAAGUGACUGUGUUUGCUUUACUUGUAAAUAUCAGUGUCUUUUUAUCCCCACAACAAGAGUUGUGGUCAGCCAUUUUGAUGUGCUUAACUGUACAUUAAGUAAAGAGGAGUGCUAUAUCCCGCGAAGGUUUGUCUCAAGAGGGAUUCACGAUUACCAAAUCAACCAAUUAAAAUUUUGUAUCAGCCAGAAAACACACUCAUGAAUAGCAUUACAGUUGUGUCUAACAUGCCAAUUUACCAUUUCCCUCGAGUAAAACAAAAGGGAAACCCAUUGUUUCAG
This is a messenger RNA of Medicago truncatula (barrel medic), 2558 nucleotides long. RefSeq names its product probable glutamate carboxypeptidase AMP1. The coding region runs from base 166 to 2244 and encodes 692 amino acids. Lineage: Eukaryota; Viridiplantae; Streptophyta; Magnoliopsida; Fabales; Fabaceae. The record is from RefSeq and is a predicted model, not a curated record. The transcript is spliced from 10 exons. Gene Ontology annotation, molecular function: carboxypeptidase activity.